This is a messenger RNA of Colletotrichum gloeosporioides, 789 nucleotides long. Its product is annotated as 2-(R)-hydroxypropyl-CoM dehydrogenase. The transcript has 4 exons. Gene Ontology annotation, molecular function: oxidoreductase activity, acting on the CH-OH group of donors, NAD or NADP as acceptor. Bases 1 to 789 code for a protein of 262 amino acids. The record is from RefSeq and is a predicted model, not a curated record. Lineage: Eukaryota; Fungi; Ascomycota; Sordariomycetes; Glomerellales; Glomerellaceae.
AUGACCAGGGUUGUAAUCGUCACCGGCGUAUCAUUCGGCCUCGGCUGCGCUAUCUCUAUCGCAUAUUCAAACGUCGUUUGUGGAGAUCUGAGUGGCCAAAUUCUAGUUGGCGAAUCGCAAACAACUGUCGGUCUCAUUAAUGAAGUGCAGCUCGGACGAGCGAUAAUUGUCUCAGUCGAUAACCUCAUAUCCACAGCUGUUUCUCAAUAUGGCCGACUGGAUGUUAUGGUUAAUAACGCGGGGAUAUCUCUAGAGUUAUAUAAUAAGCUCGGCCCCAAGCUAAUCACAGAGACCACUGACGCUACGUUUGAAAAGACAAUGGCAGUUAACAUGAGAUCCGUUUUCCUGGGUUGCAAAUAUGCCAUCCGCCAGUUCAUGACCCAGCUGCUGUUGACAUUGGGGAGCAGAGGCUGGAUCAUCAACACCUCCUCUGUUUAUGGUUUGCAGGCGGAGAUUAACCACGUGGUCACACAUAUGACUAAGUGUGUUGCGCUCGAGAGUGCCCCCGCAAAGAUUCACUGCAAUGUCAUCUGUCCUGGGUGUAAGUCACUUAGCGGUGUGUUGAGCAUUGAUAAUAGCAUUAACCUCAUGAUAGUCAUUCGAACAGGCAUGGACAGCAAUCUUCAUUCCGAUGAAGCCACGUUGGAUGCGACUGUUGCAUUGCAUCCGUGGGGAAGUCUUGGAAACCCAGGCGACGUUGCUAAAGCUGCGGUGUUCCUUGCUAGUGAGAAUGCAGGAUGGAUCACGGGAGUUUCCUUGCCCGUUGAUGGCGGGUACAUGGUGGGGUAG